Messenger RNA from Striga hermonthica, 474 nucleotides. The record is from the annotation of a GenBank genome assembly. Lineage: Eukaryota; Viridiplantae; Streptophyta; Magnoliopsida; Lamiales; Orobanchaceae.
AUGGGGUUCUUUUCUUUUCUUGGGAGAGUGCUCUUCGCCUCCAUCUUCAUCCUCGCGGCAUGGCAAAUGUUCAAUGAAUUUGGGGAGGAUGGGGGGCCUGCAGCAGAACUGUGGGCUAAAAAAUUGACUACUGUGGAGAAGUCGAUCAAUCGCAUAAUUGGAAACGGCAAUGUGCACAUUGAUGCAAGGACUUUUGUUGCAGUGUGUAUUUCUUUACAGGGCUUAGGCGGUCUUCUGUUUGUCCUCGGGAGCCAUUUCGGUGCUUUUCUUCUGAUACUCUACUUGAUACUGACAACCCCUUUACUGUACGACUUCUACAACUUCAAAGUUGGCGAGCCUAAAUUUUUCAGACUCUUGCACGAGUUCCUUCAGUGUGUGGCACUCCUUGGCGGACUCCUAUUUUUCAUUGGGAUGAAGAACUCUAUCUCGAGGAAGCAACUAAAGAGAAAGAACCCUAAACCGAAGACUGCUUAA